AUGCCUGCCGACUUCCUCAUGUGGAUUAAGAAUGCCCCUGAGAGAUCUCUAAGAGUAGAGAUUGUUGCAGAAGGGGUGCUCGUCGUGUUCCAGGUCGUUGUGGUCGACACUUUCGUCUUCUACGGAUAUGAAGACAGUCCAAGUGCAGGCGUCGUCUUCCAUUUUGUCCAGAAGACCCGACUGACUUGGCAUCCUGUCUACGGCGGUCGAUACAAACUGCGAACGAAGCAUUGCCAUAUGGUUCCUGUCAUCCGCCGUACUGACCGCCGCCGGGGUCGUUCAGGAGGUGGCGUGCUCGCACGUGACUGA
Molecule: messenger RNA, 309 nt
Organism: Fonsecaea multimorphosa CBS 102226
Lineage: Eukaryota; Fungi; Ascomycota; Eurotiomycetes; Chaetothyriales; Herpotrichiellaceae
Exons: 1
Coding region: 1-309 (102 amino acids)
Source: RefSeq, a predicted model, not a curated record